Molecule: messenger RNA, 678 nt
Organism: Staurois parvus
Lineage: Eukaryota; Metazoa; Chordata; Amphibia; Anura; Ranidae
Source: the annotation of a GenBank genome assembly
AUGGGUGAGAAGCCAUGUUCCUGUACUGACCCCCCCUUCUUCCCCCUUUUCCCCUCCCCUCCCUAUUCCCCCCUUUUUCUCUCUGGAUCUUCCCUCUGUCCCCUCUCCCCCGUCCAUCCGGCACCACCCAGUAUAGAUGGACCAUCGGAUUCCUCGUAUCCUGAGGACCCUCAGACUGUGCGGGACCGGGCCGUCUUUCCAAAGCACAAGAGUUUUUCCUGUCCUGAGUGCGGGAAGGGAUUCCGAUUUAAAUCUGGUCUUAAUGAGCAUAUAAGAUCUCACACGGGGGAAAAGCCACAUUCCUGUCCUGAGUGCGGGAAAUGUUUUUCAAAGAAGUUUAAUCUUUCCAUACAUCAGAGAUCUCACACGGGGGAAAAACCAUAUCCCUGUCCUGACGAUCUCACACGGGGGAGAAGCCACAUUCCUGUCCUGAGUGUGGGAAAUGUUUCACAAAGAAAUGCACAUCAGAGAUUGCACACAGGAGAGAAGCCAUAUUCCUGUCCUGAGUGUGGGAAAUGUUUUGUAAAAAAUUCAAAACUUGUCAGACAUCAGAGGUCCCACACGGGGGAGAAGCCGUAUUCCUGUCCUGAGUGCGGGAAAUGUUUUUCUCAGAAGUCCCAUCUUUCCAGACAUCAGAAAUUACACACGGGGGAGAAACCAGCUGCCUGUUCUGAGUGA